UGGGUGGUCUCUCGCCCCGUUCCUCACUCUCACUGGAGGGUUUAGUCAGACAUUUACUGAGAUCUGAAUGUUUGCUUUGGAUUUCAUGUUGGAGCACGGGAGGAGGUUCUCUCACUUUUCUUGGAUUUCGGUGGAGUUACCCUGGAGGAGCCCUGUGUGCGUAUGUGUGUGUGCGUGCGUGCGUGCGUGCGUGCAUGCCCUCGUGACGUUACGUGACCAGAUGUUGUCCAGGUGCUAAACAGGAGAACUCGGACAAGAACGUCCUCAGAGAACAGCAGCUCUUCACAGAAUGACGACGAAAGUUAUUUGCUGUUCUUUUCUCACCACAUGGCAGCGCGUCCCUGCGGCCUCCUCACAGACGAGGAGGAUGAGGUCCCGACCCACUCAUUUGGAUACCAGCACUUGGCAGUCCAGGAUGGCGUCCGCUGUGGUGAGCGCGGGCGGGAGUGGACUCUGAAGGCAGCGGUCACCCUGCUCUAUGUGCUCUGUGGAGUCCUGGCCGUUGCCGUGGCUGCGCUGGCUUGCAAAGUGGCCCAGAGGGUGGACCAUGUGAGUCGAGACCUGGAGCUCCACAGGGAGAAGAUAGCAGACAUGGAGAAGGACCUGAAGAAGCAUGACAACAAGACCUGGGCGGCCUCGAAGAGCACCGGCAAUGAGAUGGAGGCCUUGUGGACCAGCAUCCAGGCCCUGCGGGGCCACCUGAGAGACGUUGCAGACCAGGCCACAAGCAAUGAGGCGGUGUUGAGUCGGCUCCAGGGUGCCGGGCAAGUGACAUGGAAGAGGUUCGCCGCCCUGCACAAUACCGUCAGUCUCCAUGCCGCCGCGGUCGGAGCCGCAAACCUCAGCCUUCUCUCUAGCAGUGAUCAAGUCACUGCCCUGCAGGUGGACACAGAGUCGCUGCGAGCAGACCUCCAGAAGGAGAUGCAGGAACGAGGCCAGGCACUGGGUAGCGUGAGCCACCUCAACCUCUCGCUCGCCCGGCAGCGGAUGAUGUUGGUAGCCCUAGAGCAUGCUGCGGAUGCAGCUGCCCAGGCCGCCCAGGAGCUCCGCACGGAUGCGCAGGACCUGAAACGGGGCUUGCGGGAGCUGGGGAUGGAUGCCGAGUGGCUGACGGAGACGUUGCAGGGCCUGAUGGUUGGCACCGCUAAUAGUUCCGCCUUGUCUGCCUCCAGCAGGGAGGUGCUGGAAGAGUUCCGCGGUCAGGUGGUGACUCUAGCUGGGCAGAUACACGACACUUCGGCGCUGGUGGGCGUCCUCAGACAGAAUCUGCAGGAGACGCUGAGUCAAGUAAAUGGCCGCAGCAAGGCUGCAUCUGUCACGUUUGAGAGCCUGGAGAUGCAGACGGACCGCACCGAGCAGGGCGUUGACCGCAUCACAACGAACAUGAGCGUCACCGGCCAGCCGCUGGGCAACCUGAGCAGCGAGCUGAACAAGCUGCACCAGUGCGCUGAGGUCUCGAUCCGACACUCGGACCGCCUUCUGGCGCUCGACGCUAGCUUGGCGGACCUGCGAGAUGAUGCCGCUGGCCUGCUGUCGCAACAGGAGGAGUUGGCUGCCCAGCUGGACGGCGAGAUGACCAACCUCUCGGUGGUCGUGCAGGAGAUGAAGAUGGUGGACAGCAGGCACUCUGAGCUCAUCAGCAACUUCACCAUCCUGACAGGUCCUCCUGGUCCACGUGGUCCACCAGGACUGAGGGGACCGCAGGGCUCUGUGGGGCCCCCAGGACUGAAGGGGGAAAAGGGGGAUCUUGGGGUCCACGGGUUGCUUGGACUCAAGGGUGCAAGCGGCAUCUCGGGAGUCCCAGGGAACCCAGGGGCCAAAGGUCAACCGGGGCCUCCAGGCAGCCCUGGUACCAAAGGGUCCCCUGGUUUAGGGGGACCUGUGGGUUCCCCAGGGCAGAAGGGAGAACCUGGCAUGAAGGGACUGGUGGGUCCUCAGGGGCAGCCAGGACCGCAGGGGCCACAGGGCCCACCAGGAGCUCAAGGUCCAGAUGGAAUUUUUGGACCAGAAGGGCCACGUGGUCCAGCUGGCCCUAUCGGCCCACCAGGACCUCCAGGGUUACCAGGACAACCAACUUAUCCCACUCUAACCCCUGGAGGCCCUUUGGUUCAGAAAGGAGAGGCGACACCAACUAGAGUUCCAGGUUGCCCUCAGCCGUGGAAACUCUUCAGGGACAGAUGUUACUACUUCUCCUCGGAAAGAGCGGACUUUGAAGAAGCAGAAAAGAACUGUGGCUCAAGGUCUUCAUCUAUGAUCAUCAUCAGUGAUAUGGAGGAGCAGCAAUGGGUGCAGAGGGAGGCAGCUGGGCGGAGCUUCUUCUGGCUGGGUUUGACCGACAGAGAGGAGGAGGACACCUGGCGCUGGGUGGAUGGAACCCUACCCGUUUUCACGAGGUGGAAACCUGGUCAGCCGGACAACUGGAAGAGCAGGGACCCUCAGGGUGAGGAUUGUGCCGGUAUGGUGCACCAAGGCUACUGGAACGACUUCUUCUGCCACGACCGCCUGGGAUUCAUCUGUGAGCGGGACGGUUCAUAACCCGGCGCUGAGUGGAGCACGUGACCGCUGUACGCCCUUCUACCUUCGCACACCGGCUGCUUUACGGGUACUCGGCGCAUCCGCGCUGCGUCAGCCUCGCUUGUGUGGGACACGCGGGAAACACACACUUUAUUACCGAGCUCAUAAAAGAGCAUGUGUCCCGUCAGCAGUGUGUAAAACUGCGCUCGUCACAUGAGCCCUCGCUUUAACAGCACCUGCUGUCAUCUCGCACACGCUGUGCAACGGAGACGGCGCGGGCUGAUCCUGGCGGCGACACGGGACACACUCGGAGCGUAACAGCGUGUGUGUCCGCAACACUGUGCGGAGUUAAAUUUCCUCUCAUCAUCAUCAUCAUCAUCAUCAUCAUCAUAUGCAGAACGGAAGGCCUCCGAUGUCACGCCUGCUCAUCCACAAUAUGUGUUAAAUACUGAAUAUAACGAUGAAUUUGUCUUCCCUCAUACGAUCAUGUCUUUCAGUAUCUUUUAUAUUAAGUUUCCAUACUGCAGGUAAUUUCUGAAAAAAAUAUGCAGUUUUCAAUAUUUUUCAGACAUUUUUUACCAGUUUUGAAUGUUAGUUCUUCGUGAAUUCUUUUCCUGUUUUUGUGACUCAGUUUCAGUUCUGGAUGCUGAACAUGAACUUCCUAAAACCCCGCACCCUGUCUGGGUUUACAGUGCAUAAGUGCUAGGUGGACAUAAUAAUGGAAACGCCACAUAAGAAUGACGUGAACUUGGCCGAAAGGGCUCAAGAGAAACUCGCCAUGGUGGUCCGAGAAACGCCGGAGAUGUUUAUUGCAAACACACACACGCGCGUACGGGUGUGCGAGUGUGUCAGCGGGAGGACGCGGAUGCCAUCCUGGAUACAUUUCGGCGUGUUUAUUUCGUUUUUCCAGGCCACCACUGCGAACUAGUGAGCUGUAAUGAUGCUCCUCGCUCGGGGCGGUUUGCUUCUACCAGCAGCUGGUCGUCGGAUCACCUUCUUCGGCCCUCGGUGCGAGAACUGGCUUUUGCUCGUGCGGUUUUUCCCGAGUUUGUUUCUGGCAGGUAGUCGCCGUACGGAGUCGAUAUUAUCCGUUGAAGAAAAAAACCGAAUGUUGCCGUUUAUUUCUGGAAUCCCGUUGUCGCAGUUGAAUUCCAGACUUUUUUUCCGUCCGAGAAACCUUUACAUGGCUUCAAUAAAAUGGUCCGUUGACCUUUGAUUUGU
Messenger RNA from Scleropages formosus (Asian bonytongue), 3735 nucleotides. Its product is annotated as collectin-12-like. The record is from RefSeq and is a predicted model, not a curated record. The transcript is spliced from 10 exons. Lineage: Eukaryota; Metazoa; Chordata; Actinopteri; Osteoglossiformes; Osteoglossidae. The coding region runs from base 328 to 2535 and encodes 735 amino acids.